Messenger RNA from Lycium ferocissimum, 2569 nucleotides. Its product is annotated as ubiquitin-like modifier-activating enzyme atg7. Gene Ontology annotation, molecular function: Atg12 activating enzyme activity; Atg8 activating enzyme activity. The coding region runs from base 105 to 2249 and encodes 714 amino acids. Gene Ontology annotation, biological process: piecemeal microautophagy of the nucleus; C-terminal protein lipidation; cellular response to nitrogen starvation. The transcript is spliced from 14 exons. Gene Ontology annotation, cellular component: phagophore assembly site; cytoplasm. Lineage: Eukaryota; Viridiplantae; Streptophyta; Magnoliopsida; Solanales; Solanaceae. The record is from RefSeq and is a predicted model, not a curated record.
UUUCUUUUCUGUAAACCUUCAAUUCUCAGCAAAACAAGUCAACAAAUUACUUAACAAUUUAAUUACAGGAUUUCCAAUAUAAACCAAAGAUUUAAUCUUUAGCUAUGGCUGAUACUGGAAAAAGAACAAUUCUUCAAUUUGCACCUUUUCAAAGUUCUGUAGAUGAAGGAUUUUGGCAUAAAUUAUCUUGUUUAAAACUUAAUAAACUGCGCCUUGAUGAAUCCCCUAUUCCAAUUACUGGUUUUUAUGCACCUUGCUCGCAUCUUCAAGUAUCAAAUCACUUGACUCUUCUUGCUGAAUCUUUGCCUACUGAAUCCAGUGAGGAAUCCUCGUCUAAUCUAGCUAGUCAGGGGAACAGAAAUAGGUGUCCUAUCCCUGGCAUUCUUCUCAACACAAACACGUUGGAAAGUUUCUAUGCGCUUGAUAAGCAGAGCCUACUUAAGGCAGAAGCCAAGAAGAUAUGGGAUGACAUUUACUCAGGCAAAGUUGAGGAGGACAGUUCUGUGCUCUUAAGAUUCCUAGUUAUAUCAUUUGCAGACUUGAAAAAGUGGAGUUUUCAUUAUUGGUUCGCUUUCCCUGCUUUGGUGCUUGAUCCUCCUGCAACUCUAGUUAACGUGAAGCCAGCUUCCCGGUGCUUCACGUCUGAAGAGGCUGAAUCUCUGUCUAGAGCUUGUAAUGAGUGGCGUAGCACGAGCUCCACUGCAGAUACACCAUUCUUUUUGGUAUCUAUCGGUUCAAAUUCAAUAGUUACUCUCAGGCAUCUAAGGGAGUUGGAAGCCUGCCAAAAUAAUGGUCAAAAGGUUCUUUUUGGUUUUUAUGACCCUUGUCAUCUUCCAAGUAAUCCUGGAUGGCCACUUCGCAAUUAUCUUGCUUAUAUCUGUUCAAGGCGGGGCCUUGGAAAUAUUCACUUUUUCUGCUACCGUGAGAACCGUGGUUUUACAGAUCUGGGAUUGUCACUUGUUGGAGAAGCUGAAAUAUCUCUUUCACAAGGAUGGAGAAAUCAUGAGAACGUGCCUAAUGUUGUGGGAUGGGAACUAAACAAAGGGAAGAAGGUACCGAGAUGCAUCAGCCUUGCUAAAACUAUGGAUCCGACAAGGCUAGCUGUAUCAGCUGCUGAUUUGAACUUGAAACUAAUGAGAUGGCGCACAUUGCCGUCAUUGAAUCUAGACCUUUUGGCUUCCACGAAAUGUCUCCUCCUUGGAGCAGGUACACUCGGAUGCCAGGUCGCUCGAAUGCUUAUGGCAUGGGGUGUCCGAAAAAUUACAUUGGUAGACAGUGGUAAGGUCUCAAUGUCUAAUCCAAUAAGGCAGUCACUUUAUGCGCUUGAUGACUGUUUAAAUGGUGGAAAAUUUAAGGCCAUUGCAGCAGUUGAAAGCCUUAAGCGGAUAUUUCCAGCAGUGGAAGCAGAAGGUGUUGUGAUGGCUAUUCCGAUGCCUGGACAUCCAGUAUCUAGCCAAGAAGAAAGUAGUAUACUUCAGGACUGCAGGCAUUUGUGUGAUUUGAUUAACUCACAUGACGCGAUCUUUCUAUUAACUGAUACACGGGAAAGUCGAUGGCUUCCUAGUCUACUUUGUGCAAGUGCGAACAAGAUUACUAUUACUGCAGCCUUAGGCUUCGAUAGCUUUCUAGUUAUGCGUCAUGGGGCGGGACCCCCCGUGGAUGCUCUACGAAACUCGCAAGCUGAAACUUCGAAUAACGUCUCCUCUAGUAUGGAGAAUCUCUCCCUUUCAAGUGAAAAUGAGUCACAGAGAUUGGGGUGUUACUUUUGCAAUGAUGUGGUUGCACCAAUUGAUUCAACGGCUAAUCGUACCCUAGACCAACAAUGCACGGUUACUCGUCCCGGGCUUGCUCCUAUUGCAUCAGCCCUUGCUGUUGAACUUUUGGUUGGAGUUUUGCAUCAUCCUUCUGGAAUAAACGCUAGAGCUGAGUUUGCAAACUCGAAUGAUAACGGUAGCACUGAACAACCUCUUGGCAUUCUACCUCAUCAAAUUCGGGGCUCCAUCUCUCAAUUUUCUCAGAUGACACUUGUUGGUCAUGCUUCAACUUGUUGCACUGCUUGUUGCUCCACUGUGGUAUCAGAAUAUCAAACGAAAGGGAUGGACUUCAUACUACAAGCUAUCAAUCAUCCUACAUAUCUGGAGGAUCUAACUGGACUAACAGAACUCAUGAAGUCAGCGGGAUCUUACACGCUGGACUGGGAUAACGAUAGUGAAAAUGAUGACGACGAUGAUGAUUGUGUAGAAAUAUAACCUUAUUGUAACAUAAUACCUACAUCCAUUCUUUGCAAUCAAUUUGAUUGUUUGUAUAUCUCCCUGACCGGAUCUUCGCCAUCUCACUUCACACGCAUAUGACAAGUGGACAACUACAGAUCAGCCAUUAGAACUCAAAAACUUGAUGUUGUUUCUACAUGUAAAUUCCUAUUGGAAAAUAUUAUGUUUUGUUUUAGUUUUCUUGGUAUCAACCCCCAGGACUACUAAUCUUCAGUAUUAGAAGUUAGAACUGCUGAUUUUCAGCUCAUUUCGUACAAUCUCUGGUCUAUUAUCUCUAAUACAAUUUGUUGGGCCAUGAA